Messenger RNA from Ictalurus punctatus (channel catfish), 2536 nucleotides. RefSeq names its product nuclear FMR1 interacting protein 2. The coding region runs from base 704 to 2161 and encodes 485 amino acids. Gene Ontology annotation, molecular function: RNA binding. Gene Ontology annotation, cellular component: nucleoplasm; cytoplasmic stress granule. The transcript is spliced from 5 exons. The record is from RefSeq and is a predicted model, not a curated record. NCBI's taxonomy places the organism in Eukaryota, Metazoa, Chordata, Actinopteri, Siluriformes, Ictaluridae.
CAACUGUCCAAACUUCCUUUUUUUUCUUUAUUUUUAACGCAGCAGUAAAUAAAAGCGUGUAAACGUGCUUGUUUUGUGGUGGAAUGUGGCGCUUUUGGUGUUCCACAUGGGCGGAGCGUUUGCGCGCAGUAGCGGAGUUUGACCGCGCGGGGGCGACACGCCGAGUCAAAUCCACUUUCACUCCGGCACAGUUUCAAUGGAGGAGCAGCAGCACCGCAGAGAGCAGGCACAUAACCAUCACCUCACCGCCGGAGCGCCAUGGACAGGGGGAAAUCACACGGCAGUCCGAGAGAUCUCUGAACAAUGCUGUUCAUCGCUACUGUGAGCUCAAGCUGCCGGAAACGCAGAAGGAGAAAACAGGCAAUGCCGGGUUUGCUGGAAUUUUCUGUGUUAGUUUUCCCCCAUCCAUAUUCCGACAAGCUCCGCCUCCUGUCCUGGGAUUGGCCAGAUCGUCCGUGAGCGCACGAGUUCCCCGAACUGAUUGGUGAACGGAGUAUGCGCGUGAUCUUCAACUAGCCAAUCUUUACACAGGAGGCAAGGUUCGGUCGGGAAAACGGGUGGAAGUAAACUAAUUGGUUUCAACCCUGACUGUGAAGAGGGACGAUUCGAAGAGCGUUCCUGAUGCCGGACUUGGGAAUUCACUGACCGCUAACUCGUACAGGCCAACAGCGAAACGAUUCCUAACCGUGGCUUCUCUCGCAGUAUGGACGGGGAUCACCAGACCUCUGUUUUAAAGCUUUACGAGGUUCAAAACAUGCGGGAAAAAGAGCCGGCGUUAUCUCUGAACGGAGAGGUGGUCCUCGCGUCCGGUUACAUUACGAACGGUUACUCCGGCAAGUCCGCCGACAACGACGGGAGCGGCUCGGAGAGCGGGUACACGACGCCUAAAAAGAGGAGAGCGAGACGCAGCAGCGUGAAAGGUACGGAGAACAACGCCGGUCGGGAAAAGGAGAAAGCGCCGAAGAUCUAUUCUAAACAGGAUACGGAAUCUUCGGGCCAGGAGAUGUCCGGGAAAGCGCUGCAGUCUCGUACUAACUGCGCCAGGACUUGCCAUAAACCAGAGGUGCACGCAGGGGUUUGUAAGACGGGCGUUCAGGACGCAAGCCCUGUGUUCGAAGUGCAGCAUAGAAACUCUGACAGCAAGAACUCUCUUAGUCUUGUUGGUAAAAAGACUAGUCUUGUUAGUAAAACCAAACCGGUCUCCUCAGUGAGCUCUAAAGAGGACUCGUGGACUUUGUUCAAGCCUCCUCCUGUGUUUCCGGUGGACAAUAGCAGCGCCAAGAUAGUCCCUAAAAUCAGUUACGCAAGCAAAGUUAAGGAGAACCUCAACAAAGCGACGCAGGCCAGUACAGAGACGAUGCAGACGUCUGGAAAGCUCUCGCACGUCCCCAUGUCUGCUGUAAAAACAGUCACAUCUGCGAGCUUGGCUAACAUCCCCGUGUCUCUCGAUGCUAACGGGUGUUUCUCCGUGGAAAGGUCAUUCGCAUCUUCUGCCUCCUCUAACCUGGCCGAAGAGGACGUAGAGUCCGUUCCGGAUAACCUGUCGUCUUGCUCGUCUGCUCCGGAGCCGCCGAAAUCGAGAUUCGUUUACCCGCACAAACCUUUAAAUAUGCAACCCCCUGCUGCUCAGACAAAUCAGAAAGCUCUCGGGGACAUCUUUCAGAACCAGUGGGGCCUGUCGUUCAUCAACGAGCCCAACGCAGGCCCGGACUGGGAUGACGCUUCUCGUCCGGCCGCACCGUUCGAACUCUCGGACGUCACGUUUCAGGGUGGAAACGUCCCGUUCCUCAUCCGGCCAUCCCCGAACGCAGUUUCUCUCCCAGAGCCCCAGGACGUGCAGAGAAGGACGUACGGGACCGCCGUGGCCGUGAAACCGUGUUCCGCUUCCCGUGUUGCAAGUCGGGACGAGUGUAAAGUGGAGGGCAGGAGCUCAGACGCUUCUUAUGAGGAUUUGGACGGCGGGUCUACGAGGAGCUACGCGGGAUUGUCCGAGGUGCACACUGUAAAAGAGCAGGGUGGAGCUCACGGGUGGGGAUGGGUUGAUCUGCAAGCUGCUGCCAUUUACCACACUAAAGAAUUUGAAUAUCUUCUCACUCUUCACAAGCAAGAUCCAAAAAGGGUGACGUAUUACGAGGAGGUCAUGGACGGGCCUGAUCAUUGAGGUGCCGAGCACCAGUACUACAUCUGCUCCACCUUGGGUGCUACAGUCAGAUCUGAUCCUGGAUGUGAAUGAUCUGGUCUAACCAACCAGACCGAACUGAUAGAGACAGAAGCGUUGGGUGAUGAAUGUGGGACUUGCUGAAGCUUUGGAGUUCUGUGGGUUUGCUCUGCACACACGAGACUGCUGUGAUCUCCACGGAGACAUCGGACUACGCACAAACACUACCGCAAAACCGUUUAAAGGGGCAGGUGAGGUGAGGUGAGGUGACACGCUUUGUGUGGAUCGGCCGUGGGGAAGCGACGCGACCACCCCAGAGACUUCGGGAUACAACCACAUGCUUCACGAUCGUUUGAUUUCUUCACACAUCUAAAUCUU